AUGCCUACCACCCCAGAGCCUACUACAGCCCCAGAAGCUGCCCCAGAAGGUGCCCGAGAAGCUGCUUCUGGAGGAGAAUCGAAGCCCUAUUCUACACGUCUUAAUAGGGAUGACCGUAUUCGCAUAUUAACACUACGAGAAGCUGGUUUUACCUAUCUACAAAUCGCUUCACAGCUUCAUAUUACUCAUGACCAAGUUCAAUAUACGUGUCAAAGCCAACAAGCUACACCUAAAAAGGCUCGAGGCAGGACUCCAAAGCUCUCGGAAGAAGAUGUUGACCGGGUUAUUGAUUGGAUAAGCUCUUCAAAACGUACGCGCCGUAUGCCUUAUUAUAAGGUAAUACGUGAGCUUGAUCUUCCUAUUGGAGCUACCGCAUUGGCUCGAGCACUUAAAAAGAGAGGAUAUACGCGUUGCAAAGCCCUACGAAAGCCUCCUCUAUCAGAUGAGCAUAAACGUGCUUCCAUAAAAGAAUCUGGGUCACUAGAAAAGCUGGAUGGAGCUCCGGGGCAUGCGAGUAAAGAGACCAAAAAGGAGCUUCAAGAGCGGAAUAUCUAUCCAAUUUACUGGCCGGCUUUCUCCCCUGAUCUUAAUCCAAUUGAAGCGCUUUCUUAUGAUCGAUUACGUGAGGUUGUACGCGCUUCUUGGGAUGCCUUACCGGAGCAAUUUCUCAAGGAUUUGAUUGAUUCUAUGCAGGCUAGAUGUCAAGCUGUAAUAUUGGCCGAAGUCCCAGCAUAUACAUUUCAACGGCCCCGCAGCGACGAUCUAGAUACUUCUGAAACUUCGACAGUUCCCUCGUUUCCUUUGACUGCCGCUAAUAUUUCGGUCCACCAGCAAGGCUUAAAAGAGACCCCGCAUGGUUCCGCAGCUUUAUCGAAGGAAAGGACAGUCACAUCCACGUCUACGCCGACGAUUCGAUUGGAAGAUCACAUUCAAGCUUCACCAGCUUACGGUGCUCGUGGCAAUGUGUCAUACGAGAGACCCGCAGCCACUCUGCUUAAUGAUCGACUGACACCAUUUGGGAAUUUGACUGUGGAUAUGCACUUUGACGAACGCCCGCCUUCGGCACGCUCAACCUCUCUCGAGGUUCAUGUUCCAUCCCCAAUUCCGCUAGAAGAGCAGCUGGGGUCACCGACUGAUCUGGUCGACGCCAAUCUAGGAAGCCCACAAGACCUAAGAGCUCUAAAGUCGUUCAGGGAAGAAAGCUCUUUGCCAAUACAAAAUCCAGCCAGACGCUAUAGUUUUGCCGAGACAACAACAAGCGAGUCGAGCGGCUUCGUUGUGUUGACACCACAGAUUUCAAGUACUGAGUCUAGAUCUUCAUCGGUUCCAGCUCCACCAUUCUCGCCAUGGCAACACAUGAGAAAUCCUGCAGGGUUCAUACCGAGCCCGCAUCUUAUGACGAUCGAAGAGACUCUUGAUGACCAAUUAUACCGAUCAUGCCCAGGACUAGAUCUUGGUCCAAUAAAUCAGAAUGAUAGUCUGUUAUACGGUGGUGGCGUUAGAAAUUAUAGUCGUCCGUUAUCAGUAGCAUCUGCAGGCUAUACCGGUGAAAGGCCACGUCCACCACGUAUCGGUGCUCCAAAGUAUCCGCCGUGCUGGACCACUGACGAGGGCUUACUCAUUGUUCCUAGCGUGCCGGGAGAGUUGGUAAAGAAAAGGUUGCAACCGACCACACUUGUGAGCGAAGAAACGGUCGAGACCACCUCAUCAACCCAAACCAAGAAUGCAAUGUCUCCGAUUAAAAUCAACACGGCAGACAAUCUAGUGGAUUUCGCUGCUCUCAGUCCCAAUGUCACUACAUACCGGAAGGGAACUUGUCCACGAAGAAAGAGAAGCCCUAGCUACUACGAUCCUGAUAUACUCCCUCGGCAGAGAAUCAAUCAUGUGAACUGA
Talaromyces marneffei is the source of this 1893-nucleotide messenger RNA. RefSeq lists its product as uncharacterized. Gene Ontology annotation, molecular function: nucleic acid binding. Lineage: Eukaryota; Fungi; Ascomycota; Eurotiomycetes; Eurotiales; Trichocomaceae. The record is from RefSeq and is a predicted model, not a curated record. The transcript is spliced from 5 exons. Bases 1 to 1893 code for a protein of 630 amino acids.